Messenger RNA from Ceratotherium simum simum (southern white rhinoceros), 750 nucleotides. RefSeq names its product forkhead box I2 (gene FOXI2). Gene Ontology annotation, biological process: anatomical structure morphogenesis; regulation of transcription by RNA polymerase II; cell differentiation. Gene Ontology annotation, molecular function: DNA-binding transcription factor activity, RNA polymerase II-specific; RNA polymerase II cis-regulatory region sequence-specific DNA binding. The record is from RefSeq and is a predicted model, not a curated record. NCBI's taxonomy places the organism in Eukaryota, Metazoa, Chordata, Mammalia, Perissodactyla, Rhinocerotidae.
GGGGCCCCGGGCCCGCUCCUCGGCGGCCCGGGCGGCCUGGCGGGCGCCGACCUCGCGUGGCUGAGCCUCUCGGGCCAGCAGGAGCUGCUGAGGCUGGUGCGGCCGCCCUACUCGUACUCGGCGCUCAUCGCCAUGGCCCUCCGGAGCGCGCCGCUGCGGAAGCUGACGCUCAGCCAGAUCUACCAGUACGUGGCUGGCAACUUUCCCUUCUACCAGCGCAGCACGGCGGGGUGGCAGAACUCCAUCCGCCACAACCUGUCGCUCAACGACUGCUUCAAGAAGGUGCCCCGCGACGAGGACGACCCAGGUAAAGGCAAUUACUGGACCUUGGACCCAAACUGCGAGAAGAUGUUCGACAAUGGGAACUUCCGAAGGAAGAGGAAGAGGAGAGGGGAGGCGAGUGCGGCCGCCCCCUCGGGAGCCCGGAGCCCGGGAGGAGCCAAGGCGCCUGAGCUGGAGCCCCUGGGCGCGGCCUCCCCAGACCUGCAGGCCUCGCCGUCCCCUCCCGCGCCCGAGGCUGCCGCCUGCUUCUCCGGUUUCGCCUCGGCCAUGGGCGCCCUGUCAGGCGGUCUUGGUACCUUCCCCCGGGGCCUGGCAGGCGACUUUUCUUUCGGGAGACCGACGGUGGUCACCGCCCACGGCUCCCAGACCCCCGGCCCCGCGCCCGGCUUUGCCGCUGGCCAUCAGACGGCGGCCACCGGCUUCCGCGUCGGUCACUUGGUCUACAGUCGGGAAGGGACCGAAGUUUGA